Messenger RNA from Tarenaya hassleriana, 3263 nucleotides. Its product is annotated as AUGMIN subunit 5. Lineage: Eukaryota; Viridiplantae; Streptophyta; Magnoliopsida; Brassicales; Cleomaceae. Gene Ontology annotation, biological process: spindle assembly. Gene Ontology annotation, cellular component: HAUS complex; spindle microtubule. The record is from RefSeq and is a predicted model, not a curated record. The coding region runs from base 493 to 2874 and encodes 793 amino acids. The transcript is spliced from 10 exons.
UUGAUCCCUUGGAUCGCAAAACAAAGAAAAAAGCGGGCGGGACCUUUUUGAACUCUCUCUCUCUCCCCCCGAAUCAAUCACUGUCGUUAUCGUUUAUCUUUCUUCCUGUCUCGGGCACUGGAGAUUUCGGCGGUUGUGAUCCUCAGAUCUGUUCGGUUGCUUGUUUCUCUGCUCUCCGAUUGUCGGGGAAUCUCGCCUUUUCGGUGCUUGUGUCUUCGUACUCCAAUUUUUUGUCCAGAUUUGGAAUCAGAUAGAAUUUUGGCGAGCGCUCUAAAACCCUAGAUUAUUUCGAGUAAUGUGGAUGCGCGUCGAGAAAUUUUGGUUCCUUCUGUGUAAACUAUGUAUUUAAAAGUUCCUUUUUGCUCUUGUUGUUUUGGAUUCGACCUUAGUCGAGAAUUCGAGGGGUUUUCUUCUGCGGAAGGCCGAAUGUCUGGAGAUAAGUGAAGGGUUUCCUGGGAUUUGAAGUUUUGGUGAGAUAUCGAGUUCUACAGAAUGCAGAGCAUAUCGAGCUCGGCCCCGACACCAGAGGCGAUACUUGAAUGGUUGCAGAAGGAAAUGGGUUACCGCCCGUUUGGCCCCUAUAGCGCCCCAAGCAAAUCCCAUGUGCCCUCUGCCGAUGCGAUAAGGAAGAUUUGCAGGGGAAACAUGAUACCCAUUUGGAAUUUUUUGAUUAACCGAGUGAAAUCUGAGAAGACCGCUGCGAACAUCAGGAGGAAUAUUACAGUUCAUGGGGGCAGUGGCGAAACUAGCACUGAUAGUUCUGUAAAUACCGAGAAGGAGGGUAGGAGUAAAGGGAGGCGAAAAACGAAAGCUGUGGCUGGGGAGAGUUCGAACACAGCAGAGAGCAGAGAGGCUGCAUUGCAGGAGAGGGAAUUGGCUGCAAAGGAGGUGGAGAGAUUGAGAAAUAUUGUGAGGAGGCAAAGAAAGGAUCUGAAGGCUAGAAUGUUGGAGGUUUCGAGAGAAGAAGCAGAACGAAAGAGGAUGCUUGAUGAGCGGGCGAAUUAUAGGCAUAGACAAGUGAUGUUGGAGGCUUAUGAUCAACAAUGUGAUGACGCAGCAAGAAUAUUUGCUGAGUAUCACAAAAGGCUACAAGUCUAUGUUAACCAAGCAAGGGAUGCUCAACGGUCAAUUGUUGAUUCUUCUAGUGAAGUAUCAAGCAGCCUUAGCAUUAACAUUGAGAGGGAAGCUGUUUAUUCCACUGUCAAAGGAAGUAAGUCUGAUGAUGUCAUUCUCAUUGAAACAACCCGAGAACGAAAUAUCAGGAAAGCUUGUGAAUCGCUUGCAUCAUACAUGAUUGAAAGAAUACGUAACUCCUUCCCCGCUUACGAAGGAAAUGGAAUUCAUUCACAUCCAGAGCUGGAAGUUACGAAACUGGGCUUUGAAUAUGAUGGAGAAAUAUCCAAUGAAAUAAGAACUGUUAUUGUGAAUUGUCUGAGGAGUCCUCCUCUACUGCUUCAGGCUAUUGAUGCAUACACCACACGUCUAAAGACCCUAAUAUACAGAGAAAUAGAGAAGUCUGAUGUCAGAGCUGAUGCCGAAACAUUAAGAUACAAGUACGAGAACAACCAUGUAACGGACAUAUCUUCUGAUGUGAGCUCUCCUUUAAGUUUUCAAUUCAAUGGUAACGGGAGGAUAAAUACAGAUACUCAUUCCAAAGGAUCUAACAAUCAGCUCCUUGAAAGACAGAAAGCACAUGUUCAACAAUUUCUGGCUACUGAAGAUGCUAUAAACAAAGCUACUGAAGCAAGGGACUUAUGUCAGAAGCUUCUAAAACGUUUGUACGGGAGUGCUGACACAGUUUCUUCACAUUCACUUUCUGGAGGCACAUCACAUAAUGUUGGCAAUCUUAGGCAGUUUGAGUUGGAAGUUUGGGCCAAGGAGAGAGAAGCUGCUGGAUUGAGGGCUAGUUUAAACAUAUUGAUGUCUGAAAUACAAAGGCUAAAUAAAUUAUGUGCCGAAAGGAAAGAAGCCGAAGAUUCUUUGGAAAAGAAGUGGAAGAAAAUCGAAGAGUUUGAUGCUCGCAGAUCUGAACUUGAGACCAUAUAUACCACUCUUCUGAAGGCCAACAUGGAUGCUGCCGCAUUCUGGAAUCAGCAACCAAUAGCUGCAAGGGAAUAUGCAUCCGCCACUAUCAUACCAGCUUGUGAGGUUGUUGCCAACAUUUCAAUUAGUGCGAAAGAUUUUAUUGAGAAAGAAGUUUCUGCUUUCUUCCGAAGUCCUGAUAACACCCUCUAUAUGCUUCCAGCAACCCCGCAGGCACUUCUGGAGUCUAUGGGUGCUAAUGGAUCGACGGGACCUGAAGCUCUUGUCUCCGCAGAGAAGAAUGCUGCGUUGUUGACAGCAAGAGCUGGUGCCAGAGAUCCAUCAGCAAUUCCGUCUAUGUGUCGUAUCUCUGCUGCCCUUCAAUAUCCUGCAGGACUAGAGUGUUCAGAUGCAAGUUUGGCAUCAGUUUUAGAAUCUCUUGGGUUCUGUCUGAAGCUUCGUGGCUCUGAGGCAUGUAUUUUAGAAGAUUUAGCAAAGGCAAUCAACUUGGUCCAUAUACGGAAGGAUCUUGCUGAAAGUGGGCAUGCUUUGUUAAACCAUGCUUACCAUGCCCAGCAAGAAUACGAAAGGACAACUAAGUAUUGCCUGGAUCUUGCUGCCGAACAAGACAGAACAAUAACGGAGAAAUGGUUGCCGGAACUGAAGUCUGCGGUUGUAAAUGCUCAAGAGUCCUUGGAACAUUGCAACUAUGUGAGGGGUCUGGUGGAAGAAUGGUGGGAGCAACCAGCUGCAACGGUUGUGGACUGGGCUCAAGUGGAUGGCCAGAGCGUGGCUGCUUGGAAUAACCAUGUGAAACAGCUUCUUGCCUUUUACGACAAGGAAUCAUUGUAGAGAUUUUUUUAAAAAAACAGCAAGACACAGCUUCAGGUUGGUUCUGAAUCUCCAUCGACAUUUGGGCACAGCAUCAGGUACAAUUUGUAUAGAUACAAACAACUCAUCUCUCUCUCUCUCUCUCUCUCUCUCUCUGUAUAGGUUAAUUGGUUUCCUCGUUGUUGUUAGGUUUGGUGGGUCUGCUUUGCUAAUUUCCUAAUGGAACUCUAUUUCUGUAUUGGUAUGGGCAUCGGGGGGAUGUUUAAGCCAUUGGCUCUAUUUUUUUUUUUUUUUUUUGGUAUCACAAGAAGUUAUUUUAUGUAUAUAUGAAUCCUCACUGUAUGGAUCUUUGAAUUGUAUGUAAGAAGUUGUGGGAUUAAGUUUCCAUCACUGCAAGUGUCUGACUCUCA